Messenger RNA from Antrostomus carolinensis (chuck-will's-widow), 3362 nucleotides. Its product is annotated as formin-2-like. The record is from RefSeq and is a predicted model, not a curated record. NCBI's taxonomy places the organism in Eukaryota, Metazoa, Chordata, Aves, Caprimulgiformes, Caprimulgidae. Gene Ontology annotation, biological process: intracellular signal transduction.
UCCUCAAAUUAUAAAUGAUUUGGUGACGAGCUGAGCUUGCAAUGCAGGCAAUAAAAACCGUGGAAAAAGAAGUGACUUUUAUAAAGGAAAUACUUUUCACAGAAUCCUUCCUAAAGAAGCAAGAGUGCAGCAGCAGCCCGGAGAGCAGGCGGCUCUGUGAGCAGCAGCCAUUGGAAGGAGCUGUCUGCAGCUCUCAGUGCUGUACUGAGCAUGUCCCAGCGGAGCCCAGUGCUAGCAGCACAUUAUGCAAAAAGGCAGCUCUAGCAGAUGGGAGAGAGGCACAGCAAGCAUUUGCUUCACUUGCAUCACCACCGCUUGAAAACAAACCUGGAUCGCUAGAGGGGAUCUCGCCGGCAGGCCAAGGGAAUGAAAUCCGGGAGCAUGGCUUGAUUGCCGAAGGAGUUGCACUGCGAAAAAUCAUGGGGAAUCAAGAUGGGAAGCUCAAGAAAAAUACAGGUGAUGUGCAUGAAGGAGGAGAGGAUGCCUCUGGGCCCAGGGAUACAGAUGGCACAAAGAAGGUAUCGGGAAGCAGAAGGGGACUGGGGAAGCAUGCAAAAGGAAGUGAAUCUGGUAAGAAGAAGGGUAAGUCAGACUCGAAGGCCUCGGUGUUUUCAAAUCUGAGGAUCAGAAAAAAUCUGUCCAAGGCUAAAGAUGGGAAUAGUAGUUCACGGGAGGAUGUUUUGGAAAGCCAGGCCUUGCAGCCUGGAGAGCUGGACAGUACUCAUUCAAUUGUAACCAAAACUCCAGAUAUAAGCAUCUCUGCGGAUGAAGGGGGUCUCUCAGACACAGACGUGGAACAUUUUGAAAUCAGAAAUGAAACUGUCCCAGCUGCUACAGAAACACAGGAUGGACAAAGGACCAGCUCUGGCUCUGAUACGGAUAUAUACAGUUUCCAUUCAGCCGCAGAACAAGAGGAUUUGCUUUCUGAUAUCCAGCAAGCUAUUAGACUGCAGCAGCAGCAGCAGGGGGCAAUUAACAUUGGAACUGAGGACCUUGUCACCAAAACAAUGGGCCGACACACGGCUAAUUCGCAAGCAGCCCCCUUAGAUUUUGAACGGUUUCUUUCAGUAACUACCACCGACAAAGAGAGGAGCCCAGACACUGAGGGGGCUUCUCCAGCGUUAACUGAGAUUCCGGAAAACAUUCCUGUCUCCUGUGCAACUGAACGUGAGCUGAAAGAAGUGGUAAAUGGCACAGGCUCUCCUGGUAACAGCUUAUUUGAAACACAAGAACAUAAGCUAUUGAUUGAGGAACAGCUCGUUGCUGGAGGGGAUGCUGUAGUUAGUGAACUAGAAGAUGAUUUAAGUAGAACUGCAGUAGAAAACAAAUCUCAGACACAGAGCUCCACACAACCUUUUCCAACCCCGGUAGCAGAUGCUGAGACUAAAAUUGCUGGAGUGAAGGCUGUUGAUUUGCAGGACUCAGUAACAGAGGAUGGUAUUUCAGAUGCAGGCCAUGAUCAUGCUGCUGAGACUCAGGAAGAGAAACACAGUCUGUCAGCCAGUCAAGAGGACCUGCAUAAUGGUUUAUCCACGGAAAUUAAAAAUGGCAUUUUGUCCUCCGAGGGGACAGCAGACAGUCCAAUGCUUGGUUCCCGAUGCUUUAGACCCUAUCUAAUUAAUCCUUGUUACAUCAAAACCACAACUAGGCAACUGAGUUCUCCCAACCAUUCACCAUCUCCCUCCCCAUCUCAGAGCCCGCUUUUUACAAGGAGACAGGAGUCCUUCCACCAAAAAGAAAAAGUGUCAAUCAAGAAACAGAGGUCUGCUAGUUUGGCAGGUUUGUUUAGUCGUUCUGCAGACUGGACAGAAGAGGUAUCUAAUCACAAAUGUGAGAUAACGCAGAAGGUGGGCUCUGCAGGCUACUUGGAGCACAAGGGGUUUAGAGAGAAAUUUCAAACAGAAAGAGUGCCUUUGACUCAUUCAAGAAAGUCCUCAGGGGUGCAAGCUUCUACAGAGACAUUUCCCAAUGUCUUUUCAGGACGAACUCUGCUGGAAAAGCUCUUCAGUCAGCAGGAGAAUGCACCACAAGAAGAAGCAGAAAAACUGUGUUCUCGCAUUAUUGCAAUGGGUCUUUUGCUUCCAUUCACUGACUGCUUCAGAGAACCGUGUAAUCAGAGUGCCCAGCAAAGCACACCCACGUUUGAUCAAGACCAGCUUUAUACUUGGGCUGCAGUUAGCCAACCCACACAUUCAUCAGAUUACAUUGAAGGAAGCUUUCCAAGGAGAAUUCCAUCUGUAUGGCCCCCACCCAAACCUCCAGAUGAAGAACAAAGAUCUAAAAUUACGAAAGAAGAGUUGAAAUCUACUGUCCUAGAAACAGAGAAGCAAUGCAUAGAUGAUGAUCAGCGGGUACAGAAAGAAGACUGUUCCACAGUACCUGGGUCCUGGGGUGAUUUUGAGGUAAAAUCUGAGGAGCGUGCCAGUGUCAUCCAACAACUUGAGCAAACUAUUGAGGAUCUGAGGACCAAAAUCGCAGAACUAGAGAAACAGUUCCCUGCUGCAGAGAUACAGACUGCUGGGAGGGAGCAGGAAAAUGAGCACACACGCACAGUCUGUAGGGAACUCGGCAGUGUGACUCUUCAAACAAACGGAGAGGAGACCAUACCCAGGACUGUGUCACAAGCGAGAUCUGUACAAACGUCUCCAACAGAGGAUUAUUUAACACACACAAUGCCUUCAGCCAAUGCACUGCCACAGCCACCCCCACCGUCGCACUUAGAAGGGGGCAAAAGUGAAGGGCCAACUCAGAAAUUGCCAGCUCUAGAACUACAGCCCGUGUUUUGUUCUGAGAUCUCCUUAAUUCUGUCGCCGAAGCUAAUCUCGGUGCCUCUGGAUGCAAGCCAAUCGGUACAGGGUACACCACAAUCACCUCUUCCAGGACCCAAAGUUAAUUUGUCCCUUGCAUUUGAAGGAGAGACUGAAAUGCCAGCUUCCCAUCAGCCGCUAAGUACUGUAGAUGUGACUUGUAGCGAACACCAUCCUCCUUUGCCCCCGGAGCCCACAUGUAGCACCCCAGCCACUGAACUGGCUGCUCCCUUGUCUGGAGCAUGUGGCCCUUCCCUUGCCACUCCCAUGUCCACGGCAGGAGUACCACCUGCACCACCCUUGCUUGGCUCAGGACUCCUUUCUUCUGCUGGCUCAGCAGUGCAACACCCGGACCACUCUUUACCGGGCAUGCCACCACCCCCUCCUCCUCCUCCACCUUUGCCAAGUGGGGAGAUAGCAAUGCUGCCUUCAACCCCUCAUCUCCCAUGUGCUGGAGUACCACCACCACCUCUACCACCACCUUUGCCCAGUUGGGGCAUCCCACCUCCACCAGCAGCACCACCUUUACCUGGGGCUGGUGUCCCUCCCCCACCU